AUGAAGUGGCAACCACAGUCUCAAUCUGGCUGCGUCGUCGUCGUCGAUGGCCGCCCGAGAUAUCUUCCUCAAGUCAAAACGGAUAUCCACACAACCAUUUUUGACAUCACGUCAAGGACACAUUUAACUCAACAAUUUGUCAAUCCUUCCUCCAAAGACCCAAUUGACGAGAUCAGUUACGUCUUUCCCCUCUAUGACGGCGUCUCCGUGAUCAGCUUCACUUGCACCAUAGCCGACCGCAUUAUAAAGGGCGUUGUCAGGGAGCGGCAGCAGGCGAGGCGAGACUAUUCCCAGGCGAAAGAGGAGGGGAGAGUCGCUGGCCUUGUAGAACAAUCCUUCCAAGCUGCGGAUGUCUUUACCACAACUAUCGGCAAUGUGCCCGCUGGUGGGAAAGUGGUUGUAGAAAUUGUCUAUAUCGGCGAGCUGAAGCAUGAUGCACAGGCUGACCAAGUGCGCUUGACUAUCCCGGCUCGGGUCGCCCCACGAUAUGGAUCUUCAGGCUUGGAUACCAAUGGGAUACACCCCAAAGAAGAGGGCAUUUCACUGACAGUCGAUGUCGAAAUGCCUGAAGGGUCCUUCAUCGAGUCGCUCGCGUCACCCUCUCACCCAGUUGUUGUCAGCAUUGGCGCCCUGUCCACGGCUGAGGCUUCUUCGGAGCGCUCAUUUAACAAGGCAUCUGCCGUGCUGCACCAAACAAACUCUACUUUGAACCAUGACUUCGUCAUUGAAGUCUCGGCUAAGGGGUUGAUGGAGCCUACGGCGUUUUUGGAAGUUCACCCUACGAUUCCCAAUCAGCGGGCUCUCAUGGCGACUCUGGUGCCAAAGUUCAAUAUGCCAGUAUCAGAGCUGCCCGAAAUCGUAUUCUUGUGCGAUCGGAGUGGUAGCAUGGAGACAAACAUCAGAAACCUUGUUGUUGCAUUGACUACGUUUCUCAAAUCCUUGCCAGUCGGUGUUAAAUUCAACAUUUACAGUUUUGGUAGUUCCUAUACUUCUCUAUGGCCAAGGUCGAGAAAAUACGACCAAGAAACGCUUGAUCAAGCCGUUGCUCACAUCAACACCUUCAGGGCCGAUUAUGGUGGCACGGAGAUAUAUUCGGCGAUGGAUGGUGCCUUCAAGAAUGCCUAUAAGGAUCUCAAUCUUGAAGUGUUCUUGUUAACAGAUGGCCAAAUCUGGAAUCAAGAAGCCCUGUUUAAGUUGAUCAAUGACCAAGCGGCUUCAACUCAAGGCAGAGUCCGAGUUUUCAGUCUCGGCAUAGGACAUGGUGCCAGCUCAGCGCUGGUCGAAGGUGUGGCGAGAGCAGGAAACGGGUUUGCGCAGAUGGUUUCAGACAACGAAAGAAUUGACGACAAAGUCGUCAGAAUGCUAAGAGGUGCGCUUCUUCCGCAUAUAAAUGAGUAUACCCUCGAGAUCAAGUAUGGCCCAUCUGGCAAUUCUGUUGAAGAAGAGGACUUCGAAUUCAUUGAGCGAGUCGUGGACUCGCUUCAUCUCGAUACAAACUCUGAAAAGGUGACAGUACCAAGAAAGAUCAACCAACAACAAACUAUCUCGCUUUACGACCCAAUUGUGGAUACAGGCAUCACUGAGAGCACCCGAGACGCAAAAAGGGCCAAGCAUGACCAUUUGUUGACCGUCGAGGCCCCUCGUUACCUUCAGACUCCUACCCAGAUUCCACAACUAUAUCCAUUUAUUAGGACUACUGUCUAUGUCCUACUUUCGGAUGCAACACCCGAGAAGACCCCAAAGUCAGUCCUCCUCAAAGGCGUGUUCCAAGACACGACCCUAGAGCUGGAAAUACCUGUCAAACAACUUCCCGAAAAGUCAACCACCAUUCACCAGCUGGCGUCUCGGAACGAGACCAAGGACCUUGAAGAGGGUCGUGGAUGGCUCUCCAGAGCAGUAGAUAAUGAUGGGAGGUACUUGAGAGAUAAAUUUGAAAGCAGAUUUUCUGAGAUGGUUGAGCUUGAAGCAGUCAGGCUCGGGGUACAAUUCCAGGUUGCAGGCAAACACUGCUCAUUCGUCGCUGUCGAAGAGCUCACCUCCACGGUUCUAGGAACUUCCGAUAAUCAGUUAGACAGCACUCAAACCGGCCUUCGGAGAACGGUAUAUCCACCCCAAAGUAGUAACCACUCACUGUCUGAUUAUCAGAUGCAAAUAAUGCUACUCGAGCAACAAAACAAAAAGAGACUCAUGAUGGCACGGCAAGAGCACGAUCAUGUUGCUGGCAAUAUGGCUUCACAGAGUUUCAGCCUCGCUGUCCCUUCGUCGAACAACCCAGGAGGCGCGGUCCCUGCCACGAUCAGUUUCCCCACUGACUUUGGAACUCCCUUGGGCACGUCCGGGGCCUUGCACUCUGGCGACGUAUUGAACGACUUUGACUUUGAUUCAUUCCUUCAUGACGGAAGUGAAAAUGGUGAACCUUUUGAUUUUAGCACAGCCUUCACCACCACUGGAGAUAUGGUGGACCAGCCGCUCCAGAGCCUCGCUCCAGCUCCCGCAUUCGUGAGCCCGGGCGGCGUGCAGGCUUCCUCGAACAUUCAAAGUCUUGAUACUGGAGGUCUCGGUCGCCUCCAUAGCCUUAUCUCGCUGCAGACAUUUGCGGGUUCCUGGAUUUUGGACCACAACUUGGAAAGAGUCUUAGGUAUCUCCAGCGAUCAUUUACUACACCUACAUCUACCUGAUUCGGUCGUCAGCCACGCACAAAGGGAUGAAAUUAUCGCGACUGCUUGCGUGAUUUCUUUCUUGAGUAGAAACUUUAGCGCCGAGAGGGGGUCGUGGGAGAUGCUGGUUGAGAAAGCUGACCGUUGGCUGCAGGAGCGGGUUGGGGAGGAUGUAGCAGCCCUCAAAAUGGCUCUUGAGUCUUCUCCUGUGGUCAGCAUGUUCGUUUGA
Messenger RNA from Clonostachys rhizophaga, 2886 nucleotides. NCBI's taxonomy places the organism in Eukaryota, Fungi, Ascomycota, Sordariomycetes, Hypocreales, Bionectriaceae. The record is from the annotation of a GenBank genome assembly.